AACGACAGGUGCCUCGUGACGUCAUCGGCGACGCUUAGUUACUCCAGUAAAGAUUUACCACAGAAAGAGACGCUGGCGCUUCAGAUCACUUCACAAAGUUUAUUAUUAAAAAACAACCGAUGAAGAGAGAGUAAAGUGAUGGGCGGAAAGAAACAGGAUGAAGAGAAGGACACCUCCGAGUAUGGUGCACCUGCUCAAUUUGACCCAACAUUCAAUGGACCCAUUCAUAACCGGAGUUGUACUGAUAUCAUCUGUUGCAUUCUGUUCAUGCUGGUCAUCAUUGGUUAUAUGGUUGUAGGAAUUCUGGCCUGGCUGUAUGGAGACCCUCGCCAUGUGCUGUAUCCCAGGAAUUCCACCGGAAUGUUCUGUGGGAUCGGUCUCAACAAAGAUAAACCUAAUGUGAUGUACUUUGACAUCACCAAAUGCGCGAUGGCGACCAAUAUCAUGGCUGCCGCUCUGAAUGGCCUUCAGUGUCCCACAACACAGAUCUGCGUGAAGUCAUGUCCCGCUGAUUUCUGGGCUUUAUCUCCAGCCGCCUAUCUGCCCAAUGCAAAUCCAGAAAAUUUCUUUAAACAGGACUUCUGUGUGCCCUCAUUUCAACUGAAGGGAACAAAACUCUCAGCUAUGGAUAUUAUAAAUAAAGAGUUGUGUCCAUAUUUCUACAUGCCUACAUCCUCUGUAUUGGGCAGAUGUUUGCCCAGUUUCACAGGAGGUGCAUAUAAUCCCAGUAACAUUCCCUCAAACUUCAGUAUUAAUGGAUUGACUCCAAACCAGUCUGCGUCUGUUAUUAUGAAUGCAACAGGUGCUGGAGGCGGGUCAAAUGAUAUUGCAAACGGUUUUAAUGCCAAGGACGUCGGCUUGCGGAUCUUUGAGGACUUUGCUAAAUCAUGGCAGUGGAUCGUAGCUGGUUUGGUCAUUGCGAUGGUGGUGAGCGUUCUCUUCCUCUUGUUGUUACGCUUCACAGCGCCCGUCCUGGUGUGGGUCCUCAUCUUCGGGGUUUUGGCUCUCGGUGCCUUCGGUAUCUGGUACUGUUAUAAUGAAUAUAUGUCGCUGGCCAACUCAAGCCUGACCUAUAAUAAUGUGGGUUUCACCACUAAUGUUCAAGUCUACCUGCAGGUGCGAGACACCUGGUUGGCCUUCUUAAUUAUUCUGUGUAUCGUCGAGGGGAUUCUGCUGUUGGCGUUGCUUUUUUUGAGAAAGCGUAUUCUCAUAGCCGUCGCACUUAUUCAGGAGACCAGCAAAGCUUUGGGUCACAUGAUGUCAACACUUUUCUACCCUAUCAUCACGUUUGUGUUGCUGUUGGUGUGUGUGUCGUACUGGGGCAUCACAGCGCUAUAUCUGGCGACGUCAGGUGGUCCUGUGUAUCGGGUGGUCGCUUUGAAUGCCACGCAAGGAGAUUGUAGCACCAUACGUGCCAAUCAGAGCUGUGAUCCAGAGACGUUUAACAGUACCGAGUAUCCCUCGUGCCCGUCCGCCCGCUGCGUCUUCAUUAACUAUAACACAGAAGGGCUCUUUCAGAGGAAUCUCUUUAAUCUGCAGAUUUAUAACGUUGUGGCGUUUCUGUGGUGUGUGAAUUUUGUCAUUGCUUUGGGUCACUGUACGCUGGCCGGUGCCUUCGGCUCAUAUUACUGGGCCUUCAGUAAACCAGCAGAUAUCCCAACAUUCCCUCUGAUUCAAUCUUUCAUGAGAGCAUUACGAUAUCACGUGGGCUCGCUGGCGUUUGGUGCUCUGAUUCUCACUUUGGUGCAAAUCGUCAGAAUCAUUCUGGAGUAUCUGGACCAUAAGUUUAAAGCCGCUCAGAACCCGUGUACACGCUUCCUCAUGUGUUGUCUGAAAUGCUGUUUCUGGUGUCUGGAGAAAUUCAUCAAGUUCAUCAACAGAAACGCUUACAUCAUGAUCGCCAUAUACGGGAAAAACUUCUGCGUUUCAGCUAAAAACGCUUUCUGUCUGCUCAUGAGGAAUAUUGUGAGGGUGGUGGUGCUGGAUAAAGUCACAGAUCUGCUCCUGUUUUUCGGGAAACUGCUGGUCGUUGGUGGAGUCGGUGUGCUGGCCUUCUUCUUCUUCUCUGGCAGGAUUCAGUCUCCAGGAACGGUGUUUGAAACAGCAGCUCUCAACUACUACUGGAUGCCCAUCAUAACGGUGAUAUUCGGUGCAUAUAUCAUUGCUCAUGGAUUCUUCAGUGUGUAUAAUAUGGGUGUAGAUACACUGUUCCUGUGUUUCUUGGAGGAUCUGGAGAGGAACGACGGCAGUGCAGAGAAACCUUACUACAUGUCCAAAAACUUGAUGAAAAUCUUAAACAAGAAGAACAAACAACCAAAGACGGGCUGAUGAUGAUGAUGAUGAUGAAGGUUUAAGCCCUUCACACCUUAAAGCACAGUCACUUUCAACUCGACUUCAUCCCAGAAGAUCAUGAACACUUUUUGAAGUUUCUUUAUACUUUGUUGUUAAAGCCGAGUCACGUCCAACAAACACUAAGCGAUGGUUUAACCAGCCAAAAACUCUCAACACGAUUUCUGUUUAAAUCACAAAUAUGAAACACUGUUUUUAAGAAGCCUUUCUGUGAGCCAAAAAACCUUAUGAUUACUAUUAUUCAUAUAUUUAUAUUUUAUUCAAAUAAAAGAGAGAAAAGUACUUUUAUUGCCUUAAUAAUGACAAUUAGUUCCUUUAAAACUACUGGACGUUUGUAAUACAAAAUCAAACAAGUACGUUUUCUAAAGAGCUCAAAUAUGUUUGUUUUUAUAUCUGCAAAGGCAUUUCAGAUGUAAACAUUGUUUUUAUAUGAUUCCUAGAUGUUAUUAUGUAAUGGAGUCUAUUUAUGUAGAAAUAUUAAAGUUUAAUAAAACUCUUACACAUGAA
Messenger RNA from Misgurnus anguillicaudatus (oriental weatherfish), 2856 nucleotides. RefSeq names its product solute carrier family 44 member 4 (gene slc44a4). Gene Ontology annotation, biological process: thiamine pyrophosphate transmembrane transport; choline transport. Lineage: Eukaryota; Metazoa; Chordata; Actinopteri; Cypriniformes; Cobitidae. Gene Ontology annotation, cellular component: plasma membrane. The record is from RefSeq and is a predicted model, not a curated record. Gene Ontology annotation, molecular function: thiamine pyrophosphate transmembrane transporter activity.